UACUUAUAAAAAUUAAAUAAAGGUUCUCGAGAUAAAAGCGCUAAAUGUCUCAUCGAUUAAUCGACCGAUCGUUGCAAAGUGCUAGAAUAAAGAGAGACGAAUCUCAUCGUGGAAGAAGCGUAACAUUGAUUUCCAGGAAAUUCCGUGAACAUAGCCCCCUACUAUCUGUACCACUGGCAGUGGGGAUGACGACAGGCAGAAGGGAGCAUGGUACACCUUACCAGUAAGGUAGGCGGAGCCUUUGACCGAAGAGUUAAUAGAGAUACAAUCGAGAGUGUCUAGUGCACUGCACUCCGGACUGCGGCGUAGGAGGAGUGAAGGGGACGGGGGCGAGGAGGGACAGGCGGUAAGUAGGGACCGCUGGUCCCCUAGUUUAGACAUCACUGAGCGACGGAUGGACAGCCAGUCAGACCCGUCACAGCACUCGCCAGAGUACUCGGAAACCCUCGGGAAAAGCCGAUAGCAGGAGUCUCCAGACCGGCUCCGAAGGCGAGCCGAUAAUUAACACGCCACUACCAUAUUGGAUGCAUGAAUACUUCUAGAGUAUUUCAUGCAAUGCCUUUAUCGUGCGAUACAUUAAGAUACGUUCGAGGCGAUUAUAAUAAAUUCAAAGUUUCGAAGAGAGUUAAUUGAGCAGUGGAUAACAAGAUUUCGUGCAAUCACGAAGUAAGUGAUUCGUGAUGAAUAUAGCGACACGUGAACAAUGACAAUAUUGGUGAAUGGUGUUGAACGAAUAAACUUUUGAGGUCGCAAGCGACUCAAAAAUUCGCAUUCAUCUAUGUGACAUCUAUAAAGAUUUAAUUUACGCGAGAGCACAGUGGACAGUGAAAUCAUGUGUUCUCUUCUCGAUAUGGCGAUUCUCUAGUCGGGGACUAGUGUCACUAUCAAUCUCCUGUCUCAUCUUAUCGAGUAAAGACUCUCUAAUACGAGAAAAAAUGGCUCUUGUGGCUAUGGAGAGUGCGUACAGAUUGCGAUUGGGGGUUGUAAACCACCACCAUCACGUGCUGUCAUCGGAGAGCCACGUAGUGCCGCGUCAGGAUCGUCAACCGGAUCACCAACAGGACACCGAGAGAUCGUUGCCCUUCAGCGUCGUCAACAUUCUCAAGCCGGAUUUCGGUCGCGAGGCCAUUCUCAACACGAAGGUACCGAACGAAUCCACAGUGUCCGCCGCUAUUCCCACGCAGCAUCCGCAACACAGUCCGCUUCCGCUUCCACGCGAUCUCAGCCUGUCAUCCACGCGCCUCUCGUCCCCGCAAUCGCCUCAGUUGACGAAUUAUUCGGGCCAUCGGGAGAAGGACGCCUUCUCGCCCCUUUGCGGGAUCACGUCACCUUUGCAGAGGCAUGGCAAUGGGCUCAGCAGAAGCGGCAGUCUCGAAAGCCUCGCGUCCAGCAGAAGCUCGGUCACCAGCAGCUCGGUCACUGGCCCGCCGUCCUUGUGUUCCACAUCGUCCACGAUCAGCGGCGAUUCUUUGAACGGCGAGAACACCGGCGGUAACACAUUGACGAGUCAGCAAAACAGCUCUAACAGUCAAAGUCUAUGGCCGGCAUGGGUAUAUUGCACCAGAUAUUCGGACCGACCAUCAUCUGGACCGCGAACAAGGCGAGUGAAACGUCCGCAGACCAGUAAGAACAGUUUGCCGGAAGAGAAGAGACCCAGGACGGCCUUCAGCGCCGAACAACUGUCCAGGUUGAAAAGAGAAUUCUUGGAGAAUCGAUAUCUGACAGAAAGGAGAAGGCAGGAGCUCUCGCGGGAGCUGAACCUAAAUGAGGCCCAGAUCAAGAUCUGGUUCCAGAACAAACGAGCGAAGCAAAAGAAGGCGAGCGGACAGAAAAAUCCAUUGGCUCUUCAACUAAUGGCGCAAGGCCUUUACAAUCAUUCUACUGUGCCGGUGGACGACGACGACGAAGAGAUCGUAACCGAGAGAAAUUGUUAAGACUCGCGUAAAUUUAAAUGGAAACGAUGAAACGAGGAGUUAAAGAUUGGAAUAAUGUGUUGCUAUAGCCACGUCUCUUAGGAACCAUCGUCAGCGUUGAGUGUUAUCGAUAAAGAAAGACAUUAAAAUAUUUAUAAAAAAUUACGGAUAUAAUAAUCAACGGUGAUUGAAUGAAGACUGAAAAUGAAACGCAACAAUAAAAUUGUUAUGAAAAGUGCAAUCCAAAAAUAAGGUAAAAAGUAAAAAAAUAUGAACAGUAAAUCGGUGUACUAGGAUAAUUCAAUGAAUAAGGUAACAUUAGCAACUGUACGCAUAUAACAUGUCUCGUUACCUUAUUUAUUGAAUUGCCCUCGUAUGUUGCCAUCUAUAUAUAUCUUGACGAAUGCCGAUAAGGCAGAAUUUUGCAUAAAAAUUAGCGAAUAAAUUUAUAUACUAUAUUAAUAAUUUAUACACGAGAGAAAAAUAAUAGAAAAUUAUUUGAUUUUAUCUUUUGCACUUAAAUGUAAAUAUAUGCAGAAUAUAUUGCUAAAAGAAUGGAAAGGAUGAAAUUAAAUAAAUUUUUUAUAACGAUAAUUAUAUAUAAAAUAUGAGAGGAAAUAAUAAAAAAUUAUUCAGUUUUAUGGUUAAAUACAGUGAGUAAGUAUUUGCAGAAUUAAAACACUGACAAGAUUUUAUGGAAAUGAAUUAAUAAUUUAAAUAUCAGUGUGUCCUUAUGUAAUUACUACUAAUAUUUUAUUCUUAUGCAAAGUUUUGCGAUCUCAUGAACUUUCAUCUAUUAUUUAUUGCCAAUAUCUUGUAUCUUUGAACACGAUUCAAAUCGAAAAAGUUGCUUUAGUUGUAUGAAGAGUCAUUCGUUUAGCAUAUAUUGUAUAAGGGCUUUAAAUCUAAAAUGUAUCUAGUAUGCCGUGAAUUAACAAUAAGACUUACACGCUUAUAGGAUGUAUAUAUAUAUUUAGAAUUAGUUUUUAAGAAAGAGUCAGAUUUAAUUAGUAUAUGUCUAUAUAUAUAAGUCUUAUAUAUCAAAAAUAUAAAUUAUUUAUUUCAUUGUACAUAAUGUGUAAAUAGCUUGUACUCUUGUGUAUAUGUAAAAUACCGAAUAUAGAUUAGUUAAAACAUGGUUACUAUAUUAUAUGAACGUGGAACGAUCUCACAUUGUAUAUAUAUUAUGCAUAUAUUCCUCAAUUCUCAUAAACAAACUUAGAUUCAUAUGUUAUACACGCGUAUAUAGACAUGGAAAAUAUAACGUACAACGUAUAUUUCCGCAAUAAAUGAUUGUAAUAUUCUAUGUAAUCCGCUUACGUUUCGUCUCCGAUUAAAUCGCGAAAUAAAAGAAAUCUUUAAUAUG
This is a messenger RNA of Formica exsecta, 3279 nucleotides long. RefSeq names its product homeobox protein engrailed-1a-like. The transcript is spliced from 2 exons. Gene Ontology annotation, cellular component: nucleus. Gene Ontology annotation, molecular function: DNA-binding transcription factor activity, RNA polymerase II-specific; RNA polymerase II cis-regulatory region sequence-specific DNA binding. Gene Ontology annotation, biological process: multicellular organism development; neuron differentiation; regulation of transcription by RNA polymerase II. Bases 936 to 1934 code for a protein of 332 amino acids. The record is from RefSeq and is a predicted model, not a curated record. NCBI's taxonomy places the organism in Eukaryota, Metazoa, Arthropoda, Insecta, Hymenoptera, Formicidae.